CGUGGAAACCGCGGCCAUGGCUGUGCCCGGGCUGGACUCCGGCCGCACCGUCCAGCGCGAGGAGCUUAGCUGCUCCGCAAACUCGUCGGUCACGCCAGUGCUCGCCGUGUCUCCUGGGUCCCCAGAGAUGCCUCUCUCUCCGGGGCAGGUCACCGAGCCGCCGAGCAAGAGCCUGUGGGAGCAGAUCUGCGAGGAGUAUGAAGCUGAGCAGCCUCCAUUUCCAGAAGGAUACCAAGUCAAACAAGAAGCUGUGAUUACUGUUUCACCAUUGGGGGAAAUGCUUUCCCAAGGCUUCAAUACAGAGCACUGUUUUCCAGUUUCCCAUUUCACCAUGAUCUCACAGACACCCUGUCCUCAAGAUAAACCGGAAACAGUCGAUCCAAAAACAUGUUCCCCCAAAGAAUAUUUGGAAACUUUCAUCUUUCCAGUCUUGCUUCCCGGAAUGGCUAGCCUGCUUCACCAAGCAAAGAAAGAAAAAUGUUUUGAGAGGAAAAGAACCAAAUUUAUUGCUUGUGAUUUUCUCACUGAAUGGUUAUACAAUCAAAAUCCAAAGAGGACAGGGGAGCCAUUCACAGAAUUCUUCUCCAUUCCAUUUGUGGAAGAGUGGCUAAAGCACCACCCGAGGCCACCAAUCCCGCUGUCCCUCCUGCUGACAGAAGAGGAAGCAGUUGUCUACAUUCAGUCUUUCUGGAGAGCCUAUAUGACUCGCCGUGAUCCUGAGAUUCAAGAAUUGCGUCAGUGGCAAAAGAAACUGCGCGAAGGCAAGCACAUUCGCCAGCGAGUCAAAAUUUUCUGGGCCAAGCAAGAACAAAAAGGCCUCUUCUCUAUCUCUCCUGAGCUCCAGCUGGAAGGUUUUCCCUGGGCUGUGAAUGGAGUUUUCAGCCCAACACUGACUGGAACGGGAGAGGAUGAGGGCAAUCCAGAGGAGAAGAAGAUGUCCCCAGUCUCAUUAGUAUGCAAGGCCCUUCUUGUCACACUGCCUUUAAUUGAAGCUGAAGGGCUGGUGCAUCUCUCUCCGGGAUUUUCCACUCUCCCAGACCUUCCGGAACUGGCUGGGCCCCAGCCUGCUGAGAGGGACAAGGACGGCGCAGGGGCACCGAGGCAUCUGUCUGUUGGUGUUGGAAGCCAACCCCGUUGA
This is a messenger RNA of Carlito syrichta (Philippine tarsier), 1138 nucleotides long. It is a transcript of the gene IQCK, whose product is annotated as IQ motif containing K. The transcript has 9 exons. NCBI's taxonomy places the organism in Eukaryota, Metazoa, Chordata, Mammalia, Primates, Tarsiidae. The coding region runs from base 17 to 1138 and encodes 373 amino acids. Gene Ontology annotation, molecular function: protein binding. The record is from RefSeq and is a predicted model, not a curated record.